Strongyloides ratti is the source of this 1011-nucleotide messenger RNA. RefSeq names its product Glycoprotein-N-acetylgalactosamine 3-beta-galactosyltransferase 1. The transcript has 2 exons. Gene Ontology annotation, molecular function: N-acetylgalactosaminide beta-1,3-galactosyltransferase activity. The coding region runs from base 1 to 1011 and encodes 336 amino acids. NCBI's taxonomy places the organism in Eukaryota, Metazoa, Nematoda, Chromadorea, Rhabditida, Strongyloididae. The record is from RefSeq and is a predicted model, not a curated record. Gene Ontology annotation, cellular component: membrane.
AUGAAAAUUUUUGUACUUAUAAUACUAUUUCUUAUAUAUAUUAAAAAUUGUAAUGGAAAAAAAAAUUUUAUACCAGCUGAAAAAAAUCAUUAUGUAAAUUAUACUAAUGACGUAGUAUUUAAUAAAGUAGCUGGUGAAUUAAAUAAUAAAGUUAAAGUAUUUUGUAUUUUUUUAACAACACCAAAAAACAAAAAUACUAGAGUUAUACAUCAAAAAAAAACAUGGAUUAAAAGAUGUAAUGCUUAUAUAUAUGCUUCAGGAAAAGAAGAUCGAUCACUUCCAGCUAUUAAAGCAUAUAAAGAUGAUCAUUAUAGAUUUUCAUAUGCCAAAAUGAGUACUGUUUUUAAAUAUGUUUAUAAAAAUUAUAUUGAUCAAUAUGAUUGGUUUUUAAAAAUUGAUUGUGAUACAUAUGUUGUAAUGGAAAAUUUAAGAAUGUUAUUAUUAAAUAAAAAUCCAAAUGAACAUUAUUAUUCAGGAUUUCAAUUUAAUUUAGAUGGAUGGAAAGAUAAAAAUUUUCAUUAUCAUCAUGGUGGUUCAGGAUAUGUUAUGAGUAAAAAAACACUUUCAUUACUUGUAACUAAAGGAUUAGGAAAUAAAAAAUAUUGUAGAAUAAAAGAUCAUGGUUUUGAAGAUUUAGAAAUAGGUAUGUGCUUAUAUAAUCUUAAAGUAAAAAUAAAUGAUGGAAGAGAUAAAAAUGGUAAAAUAUUAUAUUUACCAAUUGAUUUAAAUAGUGCUUUAACACCAUUUUACAAUAAAAAAAGAGAUUAUUAUUUAUCUGAAAGAAGUAUAUUUAAAUAUCCAAAUGGUAUUGAAGCAAUGAGUAAAUAUCCAAUAGCAUUUCAUAAAGUAAAUGGAGAAACAAUGUAUAUGCUUGAAUAUUUAAUAUAUCAUUUAAAUGUUGCUGGUUUAAGAAAUCCAAUGUUAAUUCCUGAUAAUGAAGAUGUAGAUAAAGAAUCUCAAUUAAUUAUGGAAAAAAUAAGUUAUUAUUCUUCAAAUUUCUACAAAAAUUAA